Molecule: messenger RNA, 1928 nt
Organism: Branchiostoma floridae (Florida lancelet)
Lineage: Eukaryota; Metazoa; Chordata; Leptocardii; Amphioxiformes; Branchiostomatidae
Exons: 6
Coding region: 481-1383 (300 amino acids)
Biological process (GO): respiratory gaseous exchange by respiratory system
Cellular component (GO): extracellular region
Source: RefSeq, a predicted model, not a curated record
UCAGUCUAAUAUCGACUUCUCGUCUCAACUAUGCCAUUAUGCACUAUGCCAAUCAUAUUGGAGAUCACUUUGUUGGCUGUAUGCCUAGGUGCACAUACAAUUAGAGCAACUGGGCGCCUGUAAUAGACAUCCAUAACUUUACACUGUCUUCAGGGCCCGACCAAAGUAUUCGUAUGCUGCUCGCACGAUCGAAAACUAGAGGAUUUCUUCAGAUAACCGUGCCCGUGUCGUAUGCAAAAGGCUGUCUUGUGAGCUUGGAAAAGGCCUGGGCCUGUCUUUGGUCCUUAUCUUCGGAUUUUUCUGUCACAGCCUACUUGAAAACAGACUAAAACUCAGUCGUAAUGGCGCGAUGACAUUUGUCGUAGGCCACCACACGAUCUCGAUGUAAUAUAGUUCACAAAUAGGCUGUUACAGAACAAACAACCUACAACAAUCUUAACCAUAACAAAACUAACAAGACGGCCGAAUGUUGUGCGACACAUGCGCGAAUGUCUUCCGUCUAUUUGCGAUCGUACGAUGAUUGUACGAUCAAAGUAUUUUUUCCCAGGAUCAAGGCGUAAGAUGACGUCCAGUGAUCAUGAUGCAAAGAAAGUUCCUCCAUUAUCUGAGGCGGCGCUCGGCGGAGUCUUUCCGGACGAGAUUGCCGCCAUCAAGGCAGCCCACAGCGGCAAAAAACAGCGACUGAAAAUCGUGUUAGUUGCGGCAGUUGUUGUGACAGUAGCUCUAGCAGGAGGCGCCAUCCUCUUGGGUGUUCACCUUACAGCACAUCGUGUUGUAACGUGCUCACUGAACUUCUGGGAUGGAAAGCAGCUCUUGCACGAGACCGUUGAGACUGACCAAGACGCCGGGACGGACGCCUUCUACACGGACGGUUCUAAAGGGGCAGCUGCGGUCAUGUACGAUCAUCACAAGCUGAUGAAAGCGUUCAAGUUCUCCCGCAGUGAAACCUGCUUCGUCAUAGAAGAGAUGUGGGAUGAGAAGGAAGGUGUGAGAAAGGCUGCAGAGGACCUGGAGGCAAAACAGGAUGAUUCCAUGCAGUUUGCCAGUAGCGGCGGCGCCAUGGUGAUGUCCAUGGAUACUGACAGACCAGACCGCCCCGUACUGAGUGAGAAACUGCAGAACUUUUGUGGACAACUGGAGCCGCGCUGGGCUAAACUCACCCCGGCUACUGAGGAGGAACAGAAAGGAGAUAGGGCGGAAAUCAUCAUGCCUGCUGGUCCUAUUACAGACGAAACAGCACAGGAGGGAAAUCGGGACAAGCGGGGAAUCAUCAUCCGUAUCGUCAGGUGUGGUGACUCGUACUGUGUCUUUGUCAUCAUUUACGUGGUUGAAAAGUUGCCUUCACCAAUACAACACGCACAGCUUAAAACACGCCUUCUUUAAGAGACUCUUGAAGUAAAAGAAAUGACCAAAACGAACGGACACGGACUAUCAUGAACCCUGAGCUUUCGCUCUACUAUAUCUUUUUGCACUAUGUAUAUGCAAUGAUCUAUGUCGAUAGAUUUAUUAGAACUCGAUGUAACCUGUAUCUCUGUUAUAUUUCAUCUGACCCUAACCUCCCUCAUGACCUCGAUGAAAAGCGGCCUGCAGGUCGAUUUGAGCUUCUCAUGAAUAAGUAAAGGUUCAAACAAAGAAACAUAUUAUGUAAGAUUUCGGUCAGUUUUUACAUGUAACAACAAAAAUCUGCAAUUUUAUUGUGUUUUCACAAGGCACGGAAAUAAUUAGUUGAUAACGUAAUGGCUUUUUAAAGUAACAGUUAACUGUUUGUAGGCGUAGUUUUUUUUUUCAAAUCUUUGUACCAUGUUUGCUUUUAUGGGCCAUGGGCCUGAUGCAAACAAAUAAAUUAAACAUUGCCUUGUAAUUUUCUGCUACACGAUCAUACUUGUGACAUCAGCAAGCUAUGUACAGGAUAAAGGUGUGUGUGUGUC